Molecule: messenger RNA, 495 nt
Organism: Macrobrachium nipponense
Lineage: Eukaryota; Metazoa; Arthropoda; Malacostraca; Decapoda; Palaemonidae
Product: myelin transcription factor 1-like
Exons: 2
Coding region: 1-495 (164 amino acids)
Source: RefSeq, a predicted model, not a curated record
AUGAUGCUGCAUGGCUGUUCCCUUGAUGGCGCGACUGCAACAUUGCUGGACGUACGUCCCACGUGCUGUAAAUUGUCUGAAGGAGGAGAGCAGAAGAGGGGGCAGCAACAGGCAGAGGAAAAACUAGCUUUACAGCACGGGGGACGUGACGUCCAGCAAUGUUGCAGUCGCGCCACCAAGGGAACAACACCAUGCAGCAUCAUCACAGCCCACAAGACGUUCCAGCAGAAUAGCAAACAGGAAUUCGAACAUCAACAACGGAAUUACCUAGUUGCGUUCGUCAUUCGUUCAUCCCUUUUUAUUAAUGAGGAGGAGGAGGAGGAGGAGGAUGAUGAUGAUGAUGAUGAUGAGGGCGGGGCGGAGGAGGAGGAAGAGGAUGAGGAGGAGGAGAAGAAGAAGGUGGAUAAGAGGAGAGGAGAAGAAGUGGAUAAGGAGGAGAUGGAAGGAGGGGGUGGAGAUGAGGAGGAGGAUGAUGAUGGGGGUAGAGGAGGAUAG